AAACCGCAUUGUUGAUUCUAUUUCUCGUUACCGUAACGUGCUAUGUCACACAAUAUUGGUGCAAUAAUUUUUCCCUUCUUCUUUGUUUCUUGCUGUGACAUACGUUAUAGGGACCAAAAACACUAGUUCCCCGUACUGAGAAAUAUCAGAUUUGCUACUCUUUCGAACGAACGAUUUCGAAAGACGUAAAAUGGCGAACGAUGAUCGUAUGAUGGCGCUACCUAACGGAGAGAGAUGUCGCUCUGAUAAACGUAAUGCCACUACCAACAGCUGCACUGCGCUAACCUGUGAUAGAGUGUAAACUGGUGCAGUGUAGCUUAUUCCAUUUUUUACCAUUUAUUAUUGUAUAGAUAUUAGUGUACAAACAUGAGGUGAUCAUACUUAAGGCUAACUUAAUAGCGAGGUGAUUAGAGCUGGUUUUUAAUUGUGAUAAAUAUACGAAAAUAUCCUAUCAAAAUGACAUCAUUUUUAACUGAUGUACUGAUCACAGCGGGAAAAUUGGAAAAAGUUAAUUUACAUGAAAAGAUAUCAGAAAUACAGGAAGAAAUAACGAAAUUAAAAUACGAUGUCAAAGAUUUUAUGGAUGAUAAUUAUGUCGAGUUUACGUCGAAACUCACGAAAGAUCAGCAUUUGGUAUCGAAGGGAGAAAAAUUACUCGAAGAAAUGAAUGCAUUGCAAAAGAAGAUAGAUACUCAGGUUAAGAUAGAAUUAUCUGGUUCUACGAAAGAAUUAAAAACUCUCUCUCAAGCGUUAAAGGAGUCGAACAUAAUGUUACAACUUUCCAAUCAACUCUUAACUCUACAUGAAUGCAUAAAAUCUGUAAAAAAUUACCAAGAAGAAAAACGAUACGUGGAUGCGGCUGAAACAUUAUGCCACAUGCAGACCAUUUUAUAUAAUCCGCAAACGGAUUUACGCGAUCUUGAUAUUUACACGGCGAUCGAAGAAGAAUAUUUAAAUCUGUAUACUUCAUUUUUGUCCGAUACGUCAACGUUAUUGCACGAGCGAAUAUGUUGGACUGGCGUCGACGAUAAAGACGCAAAGACUGUAACAUUGAACGUAAAAAAUGAGGUGGACGAUAUGCAGGAUUUAAUUCAGGGUUUGCACCGUAUCGAUAAUCUUUCGAGUCAUCUGCAUAAAUUCUCAGUGACGCUUAUGAAUCACAUGAUUAGUCCGAUUAUCAAUGAUGAUUGUUCUGUAUAUGUAAUCGACGAAAAAGUGUUCACCGUCGAAAUAUUAAACAAAAAGAAAUUACCCGGUUACAAAAGUGUACUCUACAAUUUGGAAUUAUUGUUUAAGUUUCUUUAUCAACAUUUUCAAUUUACAAUACACGAUGACCGAACAUUCCUGAAAGAAAUACAACCUCAUCUGCUCGAACGAUUAUCAACAUCGUUAAAGGAUGAUUGCAUUUCGCGAAUUACGCCAACAUCGAGCGCCGACUUGAAAAAUUUCACACCCAUUGUUCAAGCCAUCAAUGAUUUUCAGUAUUUCUUGGUCAAAAUUGGUUUUAUUACAAAUGAUCAACUCUUUUUAUCAGAAUAUACGAAGAAUAUUGAUAAGCUAUUAAUAAGAAAAAUUUGUCAGGAUUUAUUAGCGAAAGCGCGAACCAUUAUGAAGAAAGAUUUACAUGAUUGCAUUACAUACGAGCCGCAGAAGCCACUUGAAUUCCCAGAAGAUACAUACGAUUAUAACGAGAUAAAGGCGUAUAAAAAAUUAAGUGACGAUACGUUUCAGCUUCCUAAAUGUCAAAUAAGCACCAGCGCGAGAGAAACAUUAAAUCUCGCGAGAUAUAUCUUGGAUGAAGCUUGUAAUAGUUCGGAUACCUGCGCUAUGCAGCUAUUUUAUACUUGUAGAAAUGUUUUUGAAAUGUACGCAGGAUUGGUACCUGAACACCACCGAAAAUUUUUAGAAACAAUACCGCAGCAAGUCGCUAUGUUUCAUAACAAUUGCAUGUAUCUCGCGCAUCACCUGCUCACAUUGGGACACGAGUAUAGGGACAAAUUACCAGAAUCCUUGCAUAAUCUCAAUUUAACUUUCGCGGAUCAAGUAUUAGUAUUGAGAGAUGUUGGAUCAUCCUGCUUUUUAGAGCACAUGAAGUACCAACGAAAUAUUAUUUUUGAUAUUCUCAAAGAAUCUGGUUUAUCCGCUUUGGGUCAAACUUCCGAAUUACAUCCCAGUACUGAACGCGCAAUGAGACAGUGCAUUAGACAGCUGGAAUUAUUAAAAACAGUUUGGGUAGAUGUGUUACCUGUGAAUAUUUACUGUAGAGCUGUAGGAUGCAUUAUGAAUUCAAUGGUCGAAGACUUAAUAAUCAGAGUGAUAUCUGUUGAAGACAUUCCCGCUGAUGUUGCUACCGAAUUGGUAACAUUAUUUAAUAUGAUCGUUAAGCGUGCACCACAAAUAUUCCCGGUUCAUCAAAAGAUUCAUCAACAUGUUAGAAAGUGGGAGAAAUUUUUAGAACUGAUACAAGUUCUGGGUGCAUCACUAAAAGAAAUCGAAGUAAGAUGGGAUAACGGUAAAGGACCACUCGCGCGAGAAUUUACAGCACCCCAGGUUAAACAAUUAAUUAGAGCGCUAUUUCAAAAUACCGAACGCAGAUCAAAUUUAUUAGCUAGUAUAAAAUAAUGCUAAGCUUAAAAUUAUGUAUAUAAGAAAUAAACGAUUUGCAUUUAUUAA
Messenger RNA from Bombus huntii, 2673 nucleotides. RefSeq names its product centromere/kinetochore protein zw10 homolog (gene Zw10). The transcript is spliced from 11 exons. Lineage: Eukaryota; Metazoa; Arthropoda; Insecta; Hymenoptera; Apidae. Gene Ontology annotation, biological process: mitotic cell cycle; mitotic spindle assembly checkpoint signaling; endoplasmic reticulum to Golgi vesicle-mediated transport. The coding region runs from base 457 to 2622 and encodes 721 amino acids. The record is from RefSeq and is a predicted model, not a curated record. Gene Ontology annotation, cellular component: RZZ complex; nucleus; chromosome, centromeric region.